Messenger RNA from Malus domestica (apple), 2943 nucleotides. Its product is annotated as L10-interacting MYB domain-containing protein-like. The record is from RefSeq and is a predicted model, not a curated record. Lineage: Eukaryota; Viridiplantae; Streptophyta; Magnoliopsida; Rosales; Rosaceae.
UCUAUUCUUCACCGCUGUUUGUUUCAUCGAAUUUCUGAUUUAUAUUAUUUAUUCAUAUAAUAUUGUCAAUCUAAUCGAUAAUUUAUAUUUGCAUUUUAUUUUCUCUGAAUAUUUGGAGAAAUCGUCCAGAAACGUUUUCUCAGCAACCAAACAGAGAAUUAGGUUUCCAUGGAAUAGCUUUGAAGCAAUUACGCGUUUGGGAAAUCAGAAUUUUGAUCCCAUUGAAAUUGAAACGGAGAAAUUUCAACUGAUCCGACUAUCUGUAAUUUCUUGUUGCAUUUGGCAGUUGAGAGAUCGUAGGAAUUAGUAGAAAAGGUUGUGCUUUUUUGUUUUGGUGCUGGGUUAUGUGAAGAAUACUAUACAAAAAUAAUGUGAAAAGAGAGUGAAAUUUUGGUAACUUCAGUGGGAUUAUAGUGUCAUUUGGUACGCUAAAGUCUUUUCGGGAAGAGAAGUGAUCUCCGCACACCCCAUUUCUUUCCGUGCACACACUUAAUGAGAAUCGAGGGACAUAAAUAAACUGUGGUGUGCAGAAGGAGAAAAGAAGUGUGCGGAAAUCAUUUUUCUUUCAGUAUUCCAUGGAAUUAAAGUUUAAAAUUGCCAUAGUUAAAACAUUUUAGCAGCCUAAGACUUUUUUUUUUACUAUUUCCUUUGGAGUUGUAAGGCUGAAAGUGAAUUAUGUAAGAAGGAAAAAAAAAAUGAGAAUAGUUGGAAGGAAAAGGGGUAGUGUCAGAAGAAAAUGGUGAACAAGGUUAUGUUAAGGCAGUCUUGGUGGGGAAGGGGGCAAUGUAAUAAGGAAAUGGUAGAGCUAGUUUGAAAAUUUAGUUGUGGUGCUGGGCGGCACAGGUGUUGCGGAAUGAACUAGAUUGAAAAUUGUGUAUCCAUGAAGAUUAGGAUAAGAAGCUAUGUUACAAGUAUCUAGUAGGUGACAAUACAUAUUACAUACAAUACUGGUAGCGGUGACAUUAUUAGUCUAAGCGGUCUAAGUUGGUAAAGUGAUGAUGGUGGUGGCAGCUGUGGAGUCGUAGCAGUUCUGUUAUAGUGAAGGUUGUAGCUAUGGAAGGGGGAAUAGAGAACGAGACGGUGAUGGAAUGUGUGAGAAAGAAAAAUGUGACUCUUUAAGUUGUUUGCACUUUCUUCCCAAUUGGGACGAAAAUUGUUUUCGCUUCUUCAACUAUGGCAUACAACUUCUUUGUCGUUUUUACUUGAUUUUAGAGAGAAAGGGAAACAAACGUAGUAUAGUGCAAAUGCAGCUUGAUAUGUUUAACUGAACAAUACUUUGCAUACGUUUAUCUACGGUUACAAUCUGGUCUUCAUCUAGCCAAUAUGCGUAUUGGGCUCAGCUACAUCUAUGGUUAUUGCAAUUUGACUAGCGUGAGCUAUCCUUUCUAUUGACAAAAUUCUUAAGUUGCAGGUUAAGGAUGUAUGCCGGUUCUUCUACCACCAGUGACCAUGUAAGGGCUAACUGGACUCCAUCACAAGACAAUUUUUUCAUUGACCUUAUGCUAGAACAAGUGAGCAAAGGGAACAAAACCGGUCAUGGAUUUAGGAAACAAGCUUGGGCAGAUAUGAUUGUACUCUUUAAUAAUGAAUUUGGGUUUAAGUAUGAUACAGAUAUUCUGAAAAAUCGAUACAAAAGAUUGAGGAAGCAGUACAGCGAGAUGAAGAGUCUUGUUGAUCAGGGAAACUUUAGAUGGGAUGAAACGCAACAGAUGAUAACAGCUGACGAUAAUGUGUGGAAUAAUUAUAUCAAGGCCCACCCUGAAAUGCAACCGUACAGAACAAAAGUCAUUUCGCAUUAUGACGAGUUGUGCAUAAUAUGUGGCCAUGCAGUUGCUGAUGGAAGAUACAGUCUUUCAUGUUACGAUAUGGACUUUGAGAACGAAGCAAGAGGAAUGGAAUUUCAAGAUCCCACUGAUGCUGAUCCUAAAAAAAUUGACUGGUCACAGAUUAUGGACCAAUUUUUCGUUGAACUAAUGUUGGAUGAAGUGCGCAAAGGGAAUAAGGUUGGUUGCACUUUCAAGAAGAAAUCAUGGAUUACCAUGAUCACAUGCUUUAAUGAGAAAUUCGGGUUUCAGCAUGGUAGGGCUGUAUUGAAAAAUCGGUACAAUGUCCUCAGGAAACAUUACAGUAGCGUUAACGCCCUGCUUGAUCAAAAGGGUUUUACUUGGGAUGAAACACAACAAAAGGUGGUAGCUGAUGAUCCGGUUUGGAACAAAUAUAUAGAGGCACAUCCCAGUUUCCACAUGUACAGAAAUAAAGCUAUGCCAUAUUAUUCCGAUUUGUGUGUCAUAUGCGGAAAUGAGGCUAGACUUUUGAAAGAAGUUCCAUCAAGCUGCAAUGAAGCUCUUGACAAGGGAACCUUUGCUAAGAAAAUUGACGGAGAUGCUACACCUAUUGUUGACAAACAAAAUGUUCAGAAAAAAGCAUUGGAUUCAAGUGAUGUCAAGAAUUUAUCAGAUCAAAAGGAAAGGCACAGUCACGAUGUCACACAAACCUUACACCAGUCUAAGAAACCACAAAGAACGGAUGGAGUUGCGGCCAAUGCUCUAGGAGAUAUGGCAGUUGCAGAGUCACCGUUGAAGAAGAAACUGAAGAAAGAGGCAUCUGUAUCCAUAGAGAAAGUUAUUGAUGUCUUAAAGGCUAUACCGGACAUUGAUGAUGAUUUACUACUGGAUGCCAUUGACCUUUUGGAGGAUGAGAAGAGAGCCAGGAUGUUUUUAGCAUUGCACCCCGCUCUGCGAAAGAAGUGGUUGAUGAGAAAGCUUCGUCCACAGUGAUCCAUCUUUCUUCCUCCUCCCAUUACGUUUACAAGUGUAUAGUUUUGUAUCUCGUAAGUCGAAGUUGGACACGUGAACAAUGCUAGCAAUAUUUGUAGAAAGAGCUCCUUGCUAUACAAUUAUACUUGCUUUUGCUUCAAGUCAUGAAUCAAGAAAAAUUCUAAUC